AUGUAUACAUGGUACAAAGACAACACUAAGAAAGUAGUGACCUUGUCUAGCAGACACACUACAACAGGAGCCACAUUCACCAUCAGUAGAGCUGCUGAGUCUGACCAGAGUCUCUACUGGUGUCAGGGAGAGAUCCAGUCCAGAUCCAUAUCAUCAAUCAUCAGUGAUCCUGUCACUAUCACUGUGAAAGCUCUGCCCACGGCCUCAGUGAAAGCCUCUCCACGGGGUCCCCUCUAUUCUGGAGAGACAGUCACUCUGCAGUGUGACAUAGACUACAGAGACUGGACGUACCUCUGGCACAGAGACAACCAACAUCUUCCCAUUCCGACCAGUAAGACCACCACCAUCUCUCUCCCUGACCAGGCUGGUCAGUACCAGUCCCUGCCCAAAGCUUACCUGACCAUAACACCAAACCCUGCAUACAAUGGAGAGACAGUAACUCUGACGUGUUCAGUGGGGUCUGACAGUGGCUGGAGGUAUACAUGGUACAAAGACAACACUAAGAAAGUAGUGACCUUGCCUGGCAGACACACAACAACAGGAGUCACCUUCACCAUCAGUAGAGCUGCUGAGUCUGACCAGGGUCUCUACUGGUGUCAGGGAGAGAUCCAGUCCAGAUCCAUAUCAUCAAUCAUCAGUGAUCCUGUCACUAUCACUGUGAAAGAGAGACCUGUGGCUGUUCUGACCCUCCAACCCAACUGGUCCCAGAUAUUCAGUGGGGAGACUGUCACUCUCAGAUGUGACAUACAGGGGGAAGAAGAGAUUGAGUAUGCUUUUUAUAACAGUGGGACGUCAGUCUACACCAAAACAGAGCCUGAGUACAGAAUCAGUCCUGCAAAGAAUGGUCUAUGUACCUGUGAAGGUCUUCAGAAAACAAAUGGGUUAAAACACUCCCAGACAAGUAAUGCUAUACAAUUGACCGUGUUAGGUAAGUCUGUUUUUAUGGGGUUGCAAGAGAAAGACAGAAGAUAUGAGGUCAAAUAG
This is a messenger RNA of Salvelinus fontinalis (brook trout), 984 nucleotides long. Its product is annotated as leukocyte immunoglobulin-like receptor subfamily A member 6. NCBI's taxonomy places the organism in Eukaryota, Metazoa, Chordata, Actinopteri, Salmoniformes, Salmonidae. Gene Ontology annotation, biological process: cell surface receptor signaling pathway. The record is from RefSeq and is a predicted model, not a curated record. Gene Ontology annotation, molecular function: transmembrane signaling receptor activity. The transcript is spliced from 4 exons. Bases 1 to 984 code for a protein of 327 amino acids.